Molecule: messenger RNA, 2247 nt
Organism: Saccharomyces cerevisiae S288C
Lineage: Eukaryota; Fungi; Ascomycota; Saccharomycetes; Saccharomycetales; Saccharomycetaceae
Gene: NTO1
Product: Nto1p
Exons: 1
Coding region: 1-2247 (748 amino acids)
Cellular component (GO): nucleus; cytoplasm
Source: RefSeq, marked reviewed
AUGAAUAGGGGAUCAUUAGAUGAUGGGCCUAAACUACGUGAAGAAAAGCACUUCCAAGAUUUUUAUCCUGAUCUUAAUGCCGAUACUUUACUGCCGUUCAUCGUUCCCUUAGUGGAAACAAAGGAUAACAGCACCGAUACUGACUCAGAUGAUAUUUCAAAUCGGAAUAACAGAGAGAUCGGGAGUGUCAAAAGCGUACAAACUAAAGAAUUGAUUUUCAAGGGGAGAGUCACCACUGAACCACUAGUACUGAAGAAGAACGAAGUGGAAUUUCAAAAAUGUAAAAUAACUACGAAUGAGUUAAAAGGUAAGAAAAAUCCAUACUGCGUUAGAUUUAAUGAGAGCUUUAUAUCCAGGUACUAUCAUAUAAACAAAGUAAGAAAUAGGAAGAGUUAUAAACAACAACAAAAAGAAUUCGAUGGUGUGGAGGCACCCUACUUCACCAAAUUCUCUAGUAAAGAAGCCCCGAAUAUUACUAUUUCGACGAGUACAAAGAGUGCAAUUCAGAAAUUCGCUAGUAUUUCACCCAAUCUUGUUAAUUUCAAGCCUCAGUAUGACAUGGAUGAACAGGAUGAAUUAUAUUUGCACUACCUUAAUAAGAGGUAUUUUAAAGAUCAAAUGUCUCACGAAAUAUUUGAAAUUUUAAUGACUACACUAGAAACUGAAUGGUUCCAUAUUGAAAAACAUAUACCCUCAACGAAUAGUCUGAUUGCUAGGCAUAAUAUUCUAAGGGACUGUAAGAAUUAUGAGCUAUAUGGUUCUGAUGAUGGAACAGGUUUAUCGAUGGACCAGGCGUGUGCAGUUUGUUUAGGCACAGACAGUGACAAUCUGAAUACAAUUGUCUUUUGUGAUGGAUGCGAUAUUGCUGUGCAUCAAGAAUGUUACGGUAUAAUUUUUAUCCCGGAAGGAAAAUGGUUAUGUAGACGAUGUAUGAUCUCAAAAAAUAACUUUGCCACUUGUCUAAUGUGUCCAAGUCAUACAGGUGCAUUCAAACAAACAGACACCGGUUCUUGGGUACAUAACAUUUGUGCUCUAUGGCUUCCAGAGCUAUACUUUUCAAACUUACAUUAUAUGGAACCUAUAGAAGGCGUUCAAAAUGUUAGCGUAUCACGAUGGAAACUUAACUGCUACAUCUGUAAAAAGAAGAUGGGUGCUUGCAUUCAGUGCUUUCAAAGAAACUGUUUUACAGCAUAUCAUGUCACGUGUGCCCGUCGAGCUGGUCUCUACAUGAGUAAAGGGAAAUGCACUAUUCAAGAAUUGGCCUCUAAUCAAUUCUCCCAAAAGUAUUCAGUCGAAAGUUUCUGCCACAAGCAUGCACCUAGAGGAUGGCAAACGAGUAUAGAAGGUAUUAAUAAAGCUAGAAAAUACUUCUCUCUACUCUCUACAUUACAAACCGAAACUCCUCAGCAUAAUGAAGCUAAUGAUAGGACAAAUUCAAAAUUCAACAAAACAAUUUGGAAAACACCUAAUCAAACGCCGGUAGCACCACAUGUUUUUGCUGAAAUAUUGCAAAAGGUCGUUGAUUUUUUUGGCUUAGCUAACCCACCAGCAGGCGCAUUUGAUAUUUGCAAAUAUUGGUCAAUGAAAAGGGAGCUUACAGGAGGUACCCCAUUAACUGCCUGUUUUGAAAAUAAUUCAUUGGGGUCCUUAACCGAGGAACAAGUGCAAACAAGAAUAGAUUUUGCCAAUGAUCAGCUCGAAGACUUGUACCGGCUCAAAGAGCUGACUACUUUGGUGAAAAAGAGAACACAAGCUUCAAACAGCUUGUCCAGAUCCCGAAAGAAGGUUUUUGAUAUAGUUAAAUCGCCCCAAAAAUAUCUUUUAAAAAUCAAUGUACUGGAUAUCUUUAUAAAAUCUGAACAAUUCAAGGCUCUUGAAAGAUUGGUUACUGAACCUAAAUUAUUGGUUAUUUUAGAAAAGUGUAAACAUUGUGAUUUUGAUACUGUCCAAAUUUUUAAGGAGGAAAUUAUGCAUUUUUUUGAGGUUUUGGAAACUCUACCCGGUGCAUCAAGAAUACUCCAAACUGUCUCAUCAAAGGCAAAAGAGCAAGUAACAAAUUUAAUUGGGCUCAUAGAACAUGUAGAUAUUAAGAAGUUGCUAUCCAGAGAUUUUAUAAUAAAUGAUGACAAGAUAGAAGAAAGACCAUGGAGUGGCCCGGUGAUUAUGGAAGAAGAAGGUUUAAGCGAUGCAGAAGAACUGAGUGCAGGGGAACACCGUAUGCUGAAGCUAAUCCUUAACAGCGGAUAA